Molecule: messenger RNA, 909 nt
Organism: Zymoseptoria tritici IPO323
Lineage: Eukaryota; Fungi; Ascomycota; Dothideomycetes; Mycosphaerellales; Mycosphaerellaceae
Exons: 1
Coding region: 1-909 (302 amino acids)
Biological process (GO): DNA-templated transcription
Molecular function (GO): DNA binding; zinc ion binding
Source: RefSeq, a predicted model, not a curated record
AUGGAAGAAGUGAACUUUGACGAAGGGAAGCUGGACUUCGACGGUCUGGAUCCUCACUUAGGCCAGCGCCUGUUGGACAUGCACUGGAAACGUCAACACCAUACAUACCUCGUCGUCUACAGACCAGCUUUUACGCGAGACAUGGCCUGCGCGGGACCAUACUUCUCCAAAACUCUGCUGAACGCAAUCUAUUUCGGCGCAGCAAGUCUCGCAGGGGAGUUUCGCAAGGACCCUUACGAUCCGCAGACAGCUGGAUGGCACUUCCGGGAGCGAGUCCGUGUACUAGUCAGAGACGCCAUGGAGAAGAGCGACAUCACCACCAUCCAGGCUCUCCUACUGAUGACCGACUCUAUGUUUGCCAUGGGUGAUAGACAAAGCAUCGACACGGCUUGGCUGUACGCUGGCUAUGCAGUCUGCAUGAUCAAGAAGCUUGGGUUGCAUAUCGACGUUACAAAGAGGCCGAACGUCAUGAAUCUGAAAGAGGAGGACUUGGAAAUACGUCGCCGGGUAUUUUGGAGUGCAUUUGUGAUCGACAAAUUGCACUCGAUGUAUCAAGGUCAGGCGCCCCUGUUGCCACACUCUCAGUGCGAUGUUCCCAUUCUCUUCCAGGAUGACUACGAAGAGCUGGAGCGAUGGAUACCUAUGACUCACGAAAUCAGUCGCUGUCCAGGCUACCGUACUCGCAGUGUGUCGACUUUCACGCAUCUAUGCAAGCUUGCAGUCAUUAUGAACGAGAUCCUCGAGCGGUUCUACGACCCGAAGGGCGCAGAGCACGAGGCGGAAGCUUCUGAUCGAGCAGUGACCUCGAUCGACAAGCAGCUGACCGACUGGGCCCGUCAGCUUCCAAAGCAUCUUAAAGGGCGUGAACCAGAUUGGAUACUGCCUUCGCAUGUCAUGUCUCUCGGGUAA